Molecule: messenger RNA, 6143 nt
Organism: Neopelma chrysocephalum (saffron-crested tyrant-manakin)
Lineage: Eukaryota; Metazoa; Chordata; Aves; Passeriformes; Pipridae
Gene: DLGAP4
Product: DLG associated protein 4
Exons: 7
Coding region: 3770-4615 (281 amino acids)
Biological process (GO): signaling
Cellular component (GO): postsynaptic specialization; glutamatergic synapse
Molecular function (GO): molecular adaptor activity
Source: RefSeq, a predicted model, not a curated record
GAGAAUGAAUUUGGGUCUAGUUACUGACCCUGAGCACUCCUCCCCCAGGAUCUGCUGCCUUUCUGUGCAGCUGUGCCCUCCCCUUGUUUUGCCUCCCUGCACUGUUCAAUGUCAGAUAGCCAUCGAUUUCCUUUCCCCAGUUACAGCCCUGUUGGUGUCAGCAGCAGGGAAACCUGAGCUGAGCUUCUCAUGAAGGUGCCAGCCAAGCCACCACAGUGCUGCCAGGAGUCUGGCCCUGAGCACGAGGGUGUCACAGAGCCCGUGGGUGCAGGGGACCCUGCAGUUUGUGGACUGGGCACUGCCCCUGGCGAAGGACAGAAGCCAUAUGGAGUGGGGAGGUACUUAACUGAAGGGGCACAGGGACAUGUUUUCACCGGUUUGGGUGGCUGUGGCUUGCCCUCCCUGUAGCUGCUGUAGCCCUGGUACAGUAACACAAGGCAGCACUGUGUCACUGUCAGGGCUGCUCAGCAUCUUGGGGUACAAAAAUGCUUUUGGAAACACAGAUCUCCUCCUGGUGUAAUCCCUCCCAUUUAGGUUCCUCCUUUGAAGUGUAACUUUAGCUGUUAAUACAGUAAAUGUUGGGAUAUGUAAGUACAGGCACGUCCAAAUACUGUCAGUAAGGCCCAGGGUGGAGCUGUGCGGUUGCUCCACAGGGAAUACGGCUCCCAGGGUUGCUUGGGAUUGGCUCUGGUCCCAUUGGAAACGGUUCAGGCAGCUGAAAUCCCCCUCUUGAAUGCCCCUCAAGUGUGUUCAGGCUCCACAGUGAGCACAGGCAGCUGUCUGGACAGGAACAGGAGCUGCCAGGAGGCUCCUGUCACCUGAAACAUCCCUUUCCAUACCUGUAAUCCGUUCGGAUCAGGUUCAUUUGGUACUUUUCAAUUAACUAUGCUAAAACUAUCCAUGGAACAGAUUGUCUAAUUGUCCUGAAACAUCAAAACAUCUGUCAGGUGCCCUCCUGGGAGCUGCCCAGGGCAUGCAGGACGUUUGGAGGUGGAGGGUAAUGUUGGGGAGCAGCAGGUACCUCUGCCUGCCCUUGCACUCCUAAAUAGUCAAAGGAUUCCUAACAGGGGACUGGUCUAAUCUGGUACUAAAUUUGUUAAUAUGCUAGUGGUUGCUUAAGGGGUGGAAAUGGUAAAAUUAAGAGUAUCGUUUAAUGAAAAUGAUCUGUAUUUGCAUAUAUGUGUAUAUAUAUCAGUCACUGUCCACAGGUUUUGGCGAGGUUCUAUAUGGGACUGGGAUGUAGGAGCUUGUGAUUUGAGGUGCAAAACUUUUUACUGAGAUCAGGGAAUAUGGAUUGAAGCAGGGAAAGAACCUAAGGGAAUCCUAGCCCCUGCAGCCAUCAGAGCUGUACUAGGAGAACACUUAAGAACUAUUUCUAAGUUUGUACAGCCCUUCUAUGGUGCUGGGUGACCUGGCAGAGUUUGAGCUGGUACCUGACAACAUCUGCCUGUCAAGGGCCUGGGAAAAGGUGUGCAUGGACCAAGAUAAGGCGUGGGGGUUCAAUUUGAGGGACAGAAUCCCUUUGCUGGAGACCAAGGACUAUGGAUUGGGGCAAGGAACCAAGGAGAGUGGCAGCCCUGCCACCAUCAGAGCUUCCCACGUCAUUGUACUGCAGUGACUUAGGGACACUUGGUUUGUCACUGAUGUGGAAAAGGGGCUGCCCUGUAGCUGUGCCUCAGUGAUGUGCUGCCUCACCAUGUCCAGGGUCAGGGACACAUUUCCUUUUCACGUGUAAGGUACAGCUCAGGCCAGCCUGGCUCUCUGUGACCCAGGGUGGUCAUGGAGCUGAUCUGUUCCCAACCUAGAGCAGCAAAGCUUCCUGCCCAACCUGCGGGACAAAGCCUGGCUGUCCCCCACCACCAAGACACUGAGGCAAGAGAAGGGUAACCCUGGGCUGUCUGGUCAGGGAUUCCCCCAAAACCUGCAUCCAUGCAAUCCUUCAGCUCCCUGCCGGGGGAGUGGGACCAGAGGGCUUGGCAUGCCAGAGCCACACAGACCUAAAUUCCCCUUGCGAGAAACCCGGCAGCAGCACCUUUUCCCACUCUGGGAAUGUGGCCCUCCCAGAAGGUGAAGCAGUGGUGGGGCAGUGCUGUGCAAGGAGGGUGAUGGAACCUCUCUGGUGAUGCCCAGAAGCAGGGCAGUGUUAGAUGUGACAGAGCUCCUCCACACACCCAUGAAGGCUGAGACAACAGCAGAAGCUCAGAUCACACCCUGCUGGGCUCCUCCCAGGUUGAUUCCAGAGGCCAUCACAGGCCCAUCUGUACAACCUCAGAGUAGGGACAGAUGAUGGCAGGUGGGUCACCAAGCCAAGAACCCCUGAGCACUGCCCAGGCCCCUCCAGGGGUUGUCCCAGCAGAGCCUCAGCCUCGGUGCCCAGGUCUGACGUGUCACUGUGAGCCAUGGGGAGAAACUGUAGAUCUUUCAGACUGAGGAGGCUGCUGGCAGGGGCUGGGAUGUGUUAUGGGGUGCAGAGGAAAAGCAGUUUGGGAUUGCACAGGACUUCAUGGGAGACACUGAAUGUAGGAUAAGAGAGCAUUCGGUCAUUUGGGGAAGACCAAGAGUGGAAGUACAGGGUUAAGGGGAUGAAAGGGGUCAGUUGUGUAUGGUUAGGCAGCUGGUCAGUGUGUUUAGCCAUGCCCUGCCCAUUGCAACCUGUCCUGGGUGGACAGCAGCUGGAGUGGGACUGUGGUCUCAGGGGCUUGUAUGUCCCUGACAGACUGAGGGCCUAAACAUGCCUGUAGGAUCCACCUUUAACGUGUAUUUUCAUCAGUAGACUUCCAUCCUGUCAAGCCAGUGACAGGAGGAGGAUGAGGCUGUGGUUGUGGCCAGGUUCAUGUGAGUGCUCCUCUGAUCUGUGUGGCCAGGCAUGUGUGUAUCCAUACCUGUGGUGGGUACGUGUGCUCUGUGCCUGCUGGGCACACACCUCCAGCCUCGCACUGGAACUGGAGUCAUGGAGUAGCCACCCUUGGACUGUUGUGUCCAGGUGGUGUCUUCUCCUUUAGCACAUAGCAGACAGGUUUGUCAGGUACUUCAGAUAUUUUCCUACCAUCAGCAUCUAACGUACUUAUGGCUUUUUUCCAUUUUUAUAGGAAAAACCAUCGCCCUGAUCCAGACACUGAAACUUGUCAACUGAUGGGACAAAGAACUGAGACACUUGGCUGUUCUAGGACACUAAAACAUAGGGUUUAGACAAAGAAUAUUUUCCCCCCGUGGAGGCUUACACCUGCCAAACCCUGUAGCAGUCUUGGGAGGCUUUUCUAUCCCUCUUCUCUAUUUCCAGAUUUUCACACAUCAUGGUUCAUCAUGCCUAGUGGCAUAUAAAAAGACUCCACCUCCUGUCCCACCGCGGACCACAUCAAAGCCGUUCAUCUCUGUCACUGUGCAGAGCAGCACUGAGUCGGCCCAGGACACCUACCUGGACAGCCAGGACCACAAGAGUGAGGUGACCAGCCAGUCAGGGCUCAGCAAUUCCUCGGACAGCUUGGACAGCACCAGGACACCCAGUGUGACGAGGGGGAGCGUCGUGACUCCAGCCAGAGACACUCCAGAGUUACCUCAGAAAAAUGCAACUUUGAAAAGUGACAAAGGGACUCUGACUAGCGAAGAGCCUAAAGUGGAGAAUAUCCCCAAAAGAAAGCUGUCGUCUAUAGGCAUACAAGUUGACUGCCUUCAGCCAGUGGCAAAAGAGGAGCCUCCUCCACCAGCCACCAAAUUCCAGUCCAUCGGGGUACAGGUAGAGGACGAGUGGCGAAACAGCCACUCUCGCAGCAUGUCCUCCAAACAGGACACAGACUCUGACACACAGGAGCCCAAUAACUCCAACUGUAAAUCAUCUGAGAGAAGCCUCGCUGAGUGCCCCCAGCACAACUCCAUUGGUGUUGAUGCUGCCACCAGGCAACCAGCCAAGCCCUCACAGAUUAAGAGAAACCUCUCCUAUGGAGAAAACAAUGACCCGGCCCUGGAGCCUUCUUCCCUUCCUCCUCCUGACCCCUGGCUCGAGACCUCCACGUCGCCAUCGGAGCCCGCGCAGCCCGGAGCCUGCCGGCGGGACGGGUUCUGGUUCCUGAAGCUGCUGCAGGCAGAGACAGAGCGCUUGGAAGGCUGGUGCCGUCAGAUGGACCAGGAGACCAAAGAGAACAAUCUCUCUGAGGAAGUCUUAGGAAAAGUCCUGAGUGCAGUGGGCAGUGCACAAUUACUAAUGUCACAGAAGUUUCAGCAAUUCCAUGGCCUCUGUGAGCAAAACUUGAACCCUAAUGCCAAUCCCAGACCCACAGCCCAGGAUUUGGCUGGAUUUUGGGAUCUCCUUCAGUUGUCCAUUGAAGACAUCAGCAUGAAGUUUGAUGAGCUGUACCACCUGAAAGCGAAUAGCUGGCAAUUGGCAGAGACACCAGAGAGAAAGGAAGAGAAGAAACCACCUCCUCCAGUGCCAAAGAAGCCAGCCAAGUCCAAAUCGCAGCUGAACCGGGACAAAGGCUCCGACUCGGACAAGCAGCGGCAGGAGGCGCGGAAGCGGCUGAUGGCGGCCAAGCGCGCGGCCUCGGUGCGGCAGAACUCGGCCACCGAGAGCGCCGACAGCAUCGAGAUCUACGUCCCCGAGGCACAGACCCGCCUCUGAGCCACGGGCGGAGCACGGCACCGGGUGGGUUUUAUAAGUCAUUAAAAAGGAAAAAAAGGUUCUCUUGAAACUAGUGUGAUUUAUUCAGUAUAGAGACAAUGAGCCAUCCUUGAAAAGGGCUCCUGAGUUGGCUUUUUUCUCUCAGCUUUAAGUAAUGAAGAUUUUAAAAAAAAGAAAAAAAAAAACAAAGAAAAAAAAAAAAGAAAAGAAAAAAAUGCCCCUCGUUUUCUCCCUGGCUGUGGUGUCGCUGAACGGACUGGACAGACUCCUGGGAACUCCAGCCCCUCGACUUGGAACUUCAGUCUUUUUACUUGUUCUAUCUCAUGAAAAUUAUUAGCUUGUUUACAAGAAGAGGACAAGGAAACAUGAAGCCUUGAGCACUUGCCAUGCUGUAUUCUUCCUCCUCCUUAAAUCUGUUUUGCCCUUCUCAUCCUUUAUUUUUCCUUCCCCCUGCUCCCUUUCUCCCACCCUUUGCAUGGCUUCAGUUCCCGUGUUCCAAACCCCCCUCCCUGCAGAGAACACCUGUUGGUGUGUACUCCUGCUGCACUCUGCCAGCCAGCAGCCUUCCUCGGGGUUUGUGUUCCUUGGGAUGGGAUAUUGGGGUGGGCAAGGACUGGGGGCGGGGGGUUGUAUCCUCUGUUUGUGGGAGGGAGAAGAUGCUGGGGCCUGUAGAAUGUACAGAGGGGUUGAAAUGCAGCCCAGAAGCAAACGUGCAAUAACCUGGCAAAGGGGGAAGGGACAGUGAGCAACUGAUCCUGAGAGCUGGACCUUCCUCCAGGCAUAGGAGCGGAGCUGAAGGACCACAGAGCACGAGCCACAUCACUUUGAUUUUUCUCCUCAUCCCUUUCCCAAGUUACUUCCCUUGAAUUGCUUGUUGAGAAAGAAGCUGCUGCACUGGGGGACCUGUUAGAGUGGGUGGGGCCGGGGGAGCGCAGGGGAGCAUCCUGGUGCUGGGGUGGGUGGUCUGUGUGUGUACAGAGAGGGGGGCAGGGGCGGCCACCGGCCUGUACGAUGUGUACAUAUGCACAUAUACACUUAGUAGUACCUGUAUAGUAAUUCCUACACACGUAUACCUGCCCAUGCACACCAUGCAGGUGGGACUCACCUGGGUGAGGGUGGGCAGAUGUAUAGCAUAUAUUUUUACAUGUACUAUAUCUAGAUGUGUGUAAAAGUGUGUGUAAAAAUAUAUACCCUGUGUGUAAGCAGAUGACUAUUUUUCCUUAUCUCCCUGCUCUCUGGGUAGAGGAAGGAUUGCUAAAUAUUUUUUAGCCCGUUUUUCCCUUUGUAAGUCUCCUUUUCUGGCUUCUCGGAGCCAGAGCUGCCACUACGCGAUUCUUUGCCACCCCCUCCCACUAAAGGUUUUUGUCCCAUCCUGAGGGAUCUUGCUGGGGAUUUUUUUUCUUCACAUGUUUGAACAAGUUGGGAGAUUGUAUGCUACUGUCAUGGGGGUGGAGGUGGAAUCCCAGAGGUUUCAGUGAGAGUGUUGGUGAUCCAGAAGGCAAAAAAUAAAUAAAAGUGAAAUCCUGAA